Equus quagga is the source of this 402-nucleotide messenger RNA. RefSeq names its product neuromedin S (gene NMS). The transcript has 8 exons. The record is from RefSeq and is a predicted model, not a curated record. NCBI's taxonomy places the organism in Eukaryota, Metazoa, Chordata, Mammalia, Perissodactyla, Equidae. Bases 1 to 402 code for a protein of 133 amino acids.
AUGAAACAUCUUCUUCCCCUCUUCUCUUCCAUCCUGGCCAUCUAUUGCUUCUGCAUGUUACAGAUCCCCUCUUCAGGAUUUCCCCAACCCUUAGCUGAUCCUCCGGAUGGCUUGGAUAUUGUGUGGCUUAAGGGUGAUCAAGAUGUACGCAAAAGGUUUUUAUUUCACUACUCCAGAACUCAGGAGCCGACACAUCCAGUUAAAACUGGGUUUCCUCCCGUGCACCCUUUAAUGCGUCUGGCUGCAAAGCUCGCCGAUAGAAGGAUGAAAAGAUUCCUGCAGCGCGACUCGGGGGCUGCGGCAGUGGACUUUACCAGGAAGGAUCACGCUGCCACCUUGGGACGAGCAUUCUUCCUUUUCAGGCCAAGGAAUGGAAGAAGCAUUGAAGAUAAUGCCGGGUAG